Chiloscyllium plagiosum (whitespotted bambooshark) is the source of this 2150-nucleotide messenger RNA. It is a transcript of the gene slc33a2, whose product is annotated as solute carrier family 33 member 2. The record is from RefSeq and is a predicted model, not a curated record. Gene Ontology annotation, molecular function: transmembrane transporter activity. Gene Ontology annotation, cellular component: membrane. Gene Ontology annotation, biological process: transmembrane transport. Lineage: Eukaryota; Metazoa; Chordata; Chondrichthyes; Orectolobiformes; Hemiscylliidae.
CAGAGUAUUUUAGCAAUUUUGUUAUUGUACCAGCUGUGACCUCAAGGGGAGCUGGCAAACGGAAAUACAUUUAAUUCAAAAAGCAUUAGAAGGGCGGAAAUUGAGGGUAGCAUGAUAUGAGUGUGUCCAACAAUCUGUUUCCAUGUGGUAACUUGGUUCUGAAAAUAGAUGAACCCCCAUCUUCGGGAGCGGAUCCCCCUGGCAAGGCUCUCACUUCCCGGUUUGCAGAUCGACGACGCCCUUUUCACGCUGACUCAGAGGCUGGUUGGUUUCUUCACGAACACGCGUUACUUCAGCUGCUGCUGGUGGACGAUUGUGAGAGUGGGAGAGGCCAGCACCCGGAAAAAUAAAAACCGAAAGCUUCGUGCACUUCCCCCCGUGGGGAGAGCAGGCCAUCACAUUAACGUCGCCGCUCAGCCCUGGCGAAGUCAUCAAACGCAAAACCCAAGCAGGAACCGAUUAUCCGAGAGUGGAUCGUGUGUUCGCUGAGAGAGCGGCCUUCUCAAUGAACUGCUGCUGGUUCAGUUUCAAAAGAGAACCGCUAAAUUAGCCCAUGGUCUGGUGGCUAUAUUCCUUAAUGUGACAUUGUCCAUUAUAACUCAUAUCUCACGUUUUGCCUAUGCCACCUAGGUUCAUCAGCCGAACAAGAAUGUUGUGGAGACCCCAGCAAAUAAGGAUAUUGAAUUCAUCACUGAUAUACAUGGAAGUGUUUGAUUUACCUUGGAGAACAUCCAAUUGAAAUGGCACCCUACAAAUUGAAAUUAUUUGGCCUGUUGUAUUUUGUACAAGGAAUACCCUAUGGAUUACAAUCUGGUUUACUACCAAUUUACCUCAGAACUAUUGGAAUUUCAUAUACCAAAAUUAGUUUGACUAAGUUCUUGUACUUCCCUUGGCUACUGAAGAUACUUUGGGCUCCAUUUGUGGAUCAAUAUGGGACAAAGCAGAAAUGGCUGCUAUCUAGUAUGUUUGGUCUGUUUCUAUGUAGUUUAAUAAUUUCCAAACUGCAUCCAAAGACUGAUUUCCCAAUGUUGGCAUUCAUUCUGCUGCUGAUGAACUUCCUUGCUUCAGUUCAAGAUAUUGCUGUUGAUGGAAUAGCAGUACGAUUACUCAGUAAUGACGAAAUUGGCUAUGGCAACACCAUCCAGGUUGUGGGUUAUAAGACAGGCUCUGUCGUUUCAGGAGCAGGGCUUUUGACAAUGAUGGACCAUAUUAGCUGGGAUAUGCUCUUUGUAGCAAUCUCUGUUAUUUAUGUGAUUGCUAUCAUUUGUGCAUGCUUCACGCCUGAACCUCCAACAACCUCUGUUACAGAAACUAGGUUGCCUGUGUUGAAUCCCCGUGAAAUACUAAAAGAAGUAGUUCAUGUGCCUGGAACCAUUUGGACUCUAAUUUAUGUCAUCAUUUACAAAUUAGGAGAACAGGGUACUGUGAGCAUGUUUCCAAUGUUUUUACUGGAGCACAAUUUCUCUCCAGCGGAGCUGGGCUUAUGGACUGGGCUAGUUGCAAUGGGAUUUUCUAUUCUUGGAUCAUGCCUCGGUGGCAUAUUAAUGACGAAGUAUAAUGCAUUUUCACUUAUUCUGAGUCUGUUUGUGAUGCGUGUUGGAAAUUUGAGUUUCCAGACAUUACUUCUCCUUCUGUUUGAAAGUGAAUCCUUGACAAUGAAAGGUGCAGCUGUGCUAAGUAUUAUUUUACAGCAUUUUCUAGGUGGAUUGAUAACAACAUUGACAUUUAGUAUCAUGAUGCUGUGCACUCAGAAGGCUGAGGAAAGAAUACAGGCCACUCAUUACACAUUUCUGGCAAGUUUUGAAGUCUUGGGGAAACUUACUUUCAGUGCCGUAGCUGGUUUACUUGUGGAUAAGAUGGGUUUUCCUUUUAGUUUUAGCAUAUUUGUUCUGCUAUCAUGUUUAGCUAUUGUCCAUGUAUGUAAGCCACCAGAUUUGCUACCUGAGCAGAAAAGACAAUAAAGUGCGAGUCAUCUGCAAUGUGAUUAAAACUACCUGCAUGUUGUCUCCUUGAGUAACUUUAACUGUGGUUUUAUAUUUUUCAAAACUAUGAUAACAAAGUAAGGCUUCUAACAAGGAACUGUCAAUGCUGGAAAUCUGAAACAACAACCAAAUUGCUGGAGAAACUGAGUGGCUCUGGCAGCAUCUGGG